AGCUCUCAAACACUUCCCCUUGGUCACGCAACCUUAAAGUGCAGCAAGACAUAAAAGCCUUUGGUCCGUGAUUUUGGGCUCUAGUGGGGCUUGUACUGCCAUUGACACAAAAGAGAAAAAAAAGCAGAGAUGGGCUUUUAUUUUUCGACAGAGACAUGGACCCUCCUGGUGGCUUUCAUCACGCUGACCCUUGUGUAUGUCUGCUGGCCAUUUGCUACAUUUAAAAAAAUGGGCGUCCCUGGUCCCACGCCAAUCCCUUUUUUUGGGACCAUGUUGGCAUAUAAAAAGGGAUUCACUGUCUUUGACCAGAAUUGCUUCAAUAAAUAUGGAAAGAUAUGGGGCAUAUUUGAUGGCCGUCAGCCCGUGCUGUGCAUCACAGAUCCUGCCAUGAUCAAAACUGUUCUGAUAAAAGAGUGUUACUCUCUCUUCACCAAUCGCAGAGUAAGCCAAACUAAAACACAUUUGAUAAGUCAUAGUGUUACUCGAACUCCUCUUAUCUAUGGCAUGUUUUGUAUAACUCUUACAACUCUGUUGCAGAACUUCCGUCUGAACGGGGAGCUGUACGAUGCUGUGUCCAUCGCUGAGGACGAUCAGUGGAGGAGGAUCCGCAGCGUCAUCUCUCCCUCCUUCACCUCAGGGAGACUGAAGGAGAUGUUUGGCAUAAUGAAGCGUCACUCUGCUAACCUGAUCAGCAGCAUGAAGAAGAAGGCAGACAAAGAUGAGCCCUUAGAGCUGAAGGAGUUCUUUGGAUCCUACAGUAUGGAUGUAGUAACCAGCACAGCCUUCAGUGUCGACAUUGACUCACUCAACAACCCCUCAGACCCUUUUGUCUCAAACAUCAAGCAGAUGCUGCAGUUUGAUUUUUUCAACCCUAUUUUCCUCAUUGUUGCUUUUUUUCCCUUCAUGGGUCCUAUUUUUGAGAAGUUUAAUUUUGCAUUUUUCCCUACCGCUGUUACUGAUUUCUUUUACGCUGCACUGCAGAAGAUCAAAUCUGGUCGUGAGAUAAUCAAGCAAAAGAGUCGAGUGGAUUUCCUUCAGCUGAUGAUUGACUCCCAGAAAACUCAAGAUUCCAGUAAAGUGGAAGAGCACAAAGGUUUAAGCGAUCAUGAGAUCCUCUCUCAAGCAAUGAUUUUUCUGUUUGCCGGCUACGAAACAAGUAGCAGCUCUCUCAGUUUCUUGGCUUACAAUCUAGCGAGGAACCCACAUGUCAUGAAACAGCUGCAAGAGGAGGUGGACUCCACCUUCCCUAACAAGGGUCCUGUUGAGUACCAGGCUCUGAUGGAGAUGGAGUAUCUAGACAGCGCCAUCAACGAGUCUCUCCGAUUGUACCCCAUUGCCCCGCGUCUAGAGCGUGUUGCCAAGGCGACUGUGGAGAUAAAUGGCCUUGUGAUUCCCAAAGAUAUGAUAGUGAUGGUACCCACAUGGCCCCUUCACAGGGACCCUGGUCUGUGGCCUGAGCCAGAGGAGUUCAAACCUGAGAGGUUCAGCAAGGAAAACAAGGGGAAUAUUGAUCCGUACACGUACAUGCCUUUCGGGGCAGGACCCAGGAACUGCAUCGGGAUGCGAUUUGCUCUGGUGAUGAUGAAACUAGCUAUGGUGGAGAUCCUGCAGCGGUACAACUUCACUGUGUGUAAGGAGACUGAGAUACCCUUGGAGAUGGACAUCCAGGGUCUGCUGAUGCCAAAACGUCCAAUUAAACUGAAGCUGGAAGCACGUUCUUAACCCUUAAACUGAAAAAACAAGAAGAUAAAGGUUAAUCAUUUGAGCUUUUAUGCAUAUUGACCUAUUUUAAUCACAUACAUUUUAUCAAGGUAAAAGUACAGUUUUGUUUACAGUCAUAUCAGUUCUUUUUUUUCUGUCAAAGCUUUAAUUUCAAAAUACACUGUGUUAUAAAUGGAAAAUGAGUUAAGCCUGUUUUAAUGAUAAAAUAAACUGUUUUUUUCUCA
Molecule: messenger RNA, 1946 nt
Organism: Eleginops maclovinus (Patagonian blennie)
Lineage: Eukaryota; Metazoa; Chordata; Actinopteri; Perciformes; Eleginopidae
Product: cytochrome P450 3A40-like
Exons: 12
Coding region: 130-1722 (530 amino acids)
Molecular function (GO): heme binding; steroid hydroxylase activity; oxidoreductase activity, acting on paired donors, with incorporation or reduction of molecular oxygen, reduced flavin or flavoprotein as one donor, and incorporation of one atom of oxygen
Source: RefSeq, a predicted model, not a curated record